AGGAGGGGGGCAGCGGCUUGCUGCGCACACUUCCCCCAUUAUUAAACACUAUGUCCAAAAGGCGUCGGGGGACUUCCCGGAGCCACGGAGCCCGUGUCGCGCGGCCGACCGGCCCACGGAGCCCAUGGACCUGAGCGCCGCCGCCGCGCUGUGUCUCUGGCUGCUGAGCGCCUGCCGUCCCCGCGACGGGCUGGAAGCGGCAGCGGUGCUCGGAGCGGCGGGGGCAGGACCAGCCUGGAGCCCCGGGGGCGGCGGCGGAGUCGGACGGACCCUCGUCCCUGCUCGGGGCCCUUCGGCUCUCCAGGCCUCCGCAGUUCCUGGGCCCCGCGCUGUGCGCCGCGCUGCGGGCUCUGGCUUCAGGAACGGCUCCGUGGUGCCACACCACUUCAAGAUGUCACUUUACCAGAGCCUGGCUGGGAGGGCUCCGUCACCCUCGGGGCAGGGCCAUGCGGACACGAUCACUGGCUUCAUAGACCGAGCGACUCAAGGUACUUUGCCUUCUGUGCCAAGACAUCUUGCCUGCUCCUGGCCUGAGAUGAGCGAGGAAGGCAAGUUUCUGCUCCACUGGGUUCUGAGCCAUGGCCCCAUGAAUACCAUCUUCAGGUGUUAGAGAGAAACUUGGAAGACAGUGCAUCGGAACCUGGACUAUGGUGCCAUUCAAGGUUUGGUUUCCGAGAGAAGAGGGGGUGGGGUCUCUCUGUGGAACUGUCAGG
Phodopus roborovskii (desert hamster) is the source of this 713-nucleotide messenger RNA. RefSeq names its product growth/differentiation factor 7-like. The transcript has a single exon. Lineage: Eukaryota; Metazoa; Chordata; Mammalia; Rodentia; Cricetidae. The record is from RefSeq and is a predicted model, not a curated record. The coding region runs from base 125 to 610 and encodes 161 amino acids.